CGAUCUGUUCUCUCUCUCUCUCUCUCCACUCCCCGUUUGUUCCUCGUAUCACCGUCUCCGUAUUGCCUUCGCCUAUGGGGACAGAGGGAGUAAAAAGAGUGAAUGCGCUGUAAUUCUGAUGUGUGUUCUACUGGUGCCAUUAGGCUAAUACCGCCCGCGAGCAUGGCUACCGCGUCGGAAAGUCAGCAGCAGCGGUAGAGACGCUUUCACCGCCGCCCCUACCGCGGCGCGGAUCCACUCUGUCUUUCAAAUCUCACCAGCUAUGUUCAUUGUCUAUCUGCCUGCGCAGUGCAAUGGAUUUUUACCUAUCUAAUGUCAUAGAGCACAGCCUGCGGUGACUAGUCAGGCAGCAGUACGCGGCACACCAAGGGACUAAUAAAUAAGAUUGGACUAUAUAUACUAAUUAUAUAGCUGGCGUUAGCUGCAACGACGAAAAACAUCGCGGCAGGAACAAGGCUGGAAUUAUGAAGGUCUGCCACAAUGUCUAAGGCCACAGUGAACAAGCUGCACUGGCGUUCCAAGGUGCAGGAGAGUUUUGUUCCCCUGGGGGGUGGGUCUGGGGAGCUAGGUGUGGCCAUCGGGGGCGGGGCUGACUACGGAGAGUUCCCAUUCGUCACAGCAGCACCGGGAGGCGGGGCCACAGUGGGUGACGUCAUACUGGAGAUCGGGGGUACGCCCGUCCUGGGCAUGACACUAGGAGACGUGAGAGGGGUCCUCAACUCAUGCCCCCAUCCCAUACGCAUUAAGACUGUCUCGCCAGGUUCUACUCUGUGUAAGGACCUGAGGCUGUACCUGAGCAAGUGUUUCACUCCAGGAUCCAUGGACAGCCAACUGCAGCAGGUGAUCAGAGAGAACCUGUACCUCAGAGCCGUCCCCUGUACGACCAGACAGCCUCGCGACGGGGAGAUAUCAGGAGUGGAUUACAACUUCGUCUCCAUAGAAGAGUUCUUUUCCCUGGAAGAGUCUGGAGCCCUGCUGGAGAGUGGCAAGUUCAAGGGAAACUACUACGGGACGCCCCGCCCAGUCCACAUCGGCCCAGAGAGCCCACCAAUCACGUACCAGGAACACCGGAACCUGCUCCGGAACUUCAGGACACGCAGCAAGUCGCUAAGCAACCUAGAGAAGGCUGUAGAGGAGGGGGAGAACAGUGAGGAAGAUUCUGGACUGUCAGGAGGUUCAGUCGGCAUCAGCAGUGCCCCGCCCACAGCGCUAGCUCUCAGCCAAUCCUGGGACUCAAGGGACGGCGUGGGAGAAGAGAAUGGAGGGAGUAGCAUCGCCACACGAGGUGGAGGGGCACUGCCCGAGAAUUGGGAGCUGGCAUUCAGCGACUCAGGAGAGCCUUACUACAUAGAUCACAUCUCUAAGACCACCAGCUGGCUGGACCCCAGAGCUCAGAGCAGGGAGAUCCUCAGCAAAACAGAGUUGCCUGCGUUCACGGACGAGCCGGCAGAGCUGAAGGGCUAUUCCAUCCACACCCGUCUGUCUAAAGGGCCGCGAGGGUUCGGCUUCAACAUAGUGGGAGGAAGCAAACAGAGAGAGUUUCUCCAGGUCUACAGCGUUACACCCGGAGGACCACCCGCCCUCAGCACAGCUGAUAUCCUGGUCUACAUCAAUGACAGCUGUGUCCUGGGUCUGUCUCAUAAAGAGGUGGUAGAGAUGUUGAAGUCUGUCCCCAUGGGUCACAGUGUGGACGUUGUGUUACGGAGAGGCUAUCCCAUGCUCUACAACCCAGACGGCUGUCCCAAACAACCCCUGACUCCCUCCGCCUCCUCCUCUCCUCUGGAACCCCUCAGCUCUGCAGCCACCCCUCCCUCCACAGCCACCGCUCAGCCCUUCUCCACCCCCGGUCCUGGCCCUCCCGAGCCACCCCAACCUCCCGGCCUGGCUAACCUGAACCGUACCCUGUCUCAUCACAACGGAAAUUAUCUCAGAGUGGCGGGAAACUCAGGGUCGGGGCUGGACGCUAACGGGAAUGCGGCAGACCUGUUGUCGGCUCCCCCCUCCUACCCGCUGUCUAAUGGAAUCCUUAGCUCUUCCGCCAGCUCAGCCUGUGCCCCCUCCUCCUCUCACAGUAGGGGCAUCCCCCCUCCUCCCCCGCCCGAACGAACCUCCGCCUCCGCCAGCCAGAGUGACUCAGAGGAAGGAGCCUCGGGUGGAGCGACACAGAGAUGGUCUCUGAUGCGCUACAAUGCGAACUCCCUCCCCACCCCCUCCUCCAUACUCCACCACCAGAGUGACUUCACCACCUCCACCCUGCCCAUCUCCGUCUCCAAUCUGCCCCUGUCCCAGCCGGACGUGUGCACUGCCACCACCCCUGGAGCCCCCUGCCAACGGCCCCCCAUGCCCCAGACCUCCCUCAUGCUCCCCUCGCCCUCGGAGGUCCCCCCUUGCGGCUUCAACGGCUGCCCAGCCAACGCCCAACCCCAUGGGGGCCACAGCGCGCCCAGUGAGGGAGUACCUGGUGGGGCUGGAGGAGGGGAGCUGGUCCCUGUGCCCCUGGGGAGGAGUGAGGGGGGUGGGAUGGGGUUCAGUGUGACGGCGGGGGGGCAGGGGGGGCAGCUGGCCCUGGUGAAGAGGGUCUGGGACAGAAGGCAGUGCUCCUCCCUGCAGCCAGGGGAUGCUAUAGUCAAGAUCAACGGCGCUGACGUGCAGAGUCUCAGCUUCGCUCAGGUCCAGAGGGUUCUCCAAAAACACACCAGGCAGGGAGAAGUAGUGCUGCUGGUUUACAGAGGAGGGUCGCUCUUCUCUCCUGUCUCCCCUAACCUCUACAAGCCCCUCCCCUCUCCCCUGGGCCCCUCCUCCUCCCAUGGCCUCCCAUCUGACCUGCCUGCCUCCUCCUCCACCUCAGAUGCCUUGGUGCCCCUGCACCUCCCUCAUAUCCCCCAUCUCCCCCCCAGCCACAGUGACCUCUCCCCAGCCUCGCCCUCCACAGAUCUCCCCUCCCUGGUCCAGAGCACAAGCUUUCUGGACUCAGUCCCUGUAACUCUCACCCUGGAACCCAGAGACUGGGUUGGGGUGGAGAACGGUGUUGGGGCCCCGGGUGUGUUGAGGCCCCCUGGAGGUUGGGGAGGAGGAGCAGGAAUGGGGGCUGUGGCCAAGGGCCAGGUGGACAGACGAGGGGGAGGGGUCAGGGGACAGGAGGUGGAGCUACGGAGACGGCCGGGGGAGGGGUUCGGCUUCAUCAUCGCCUCAAAGGACCUGGCCAAUGGGGCCUCGUCCAUGCUGUCCCACAGGUUUGUGACAGUACGUGGGGGCAGCCCUGCGGCCCGGUCAGGUCAGAUCCAGCCGGGUGACCAGCUAGAGGCAGUGGAGGGGCGGUCCGUUGUCACCCUGCCUCACAGAGACCUGGCACAGAUACUGAGACGUGCUGGAAACACACUUAGACUCACCAUCAUACCAAGACUUAACCCCAACUCCUCUAGUAUGUCAGAAGGCCCAGAGUUAGACGCUGGUGGCAGGACAAGGAAAGGCCACAGAGGGAGGCCCAAGCAGCAGGACCAGCGAUACUAUAGCGUAGACCUAGAGAGAGGUCCUACAGGUUUUGGCUUCAGUUUGCGGGGGGGCAGUGAGUACAACAUGGGCCUGUAUGUCCUGGGACUGAUGGAGGGAGGACCUGCCUCACGCAGCCACAAGAUACAGGUGAGUGACCAGCUGGUGGAGAUAAAUGGUGACAGUACAACAGGAAUGACCCACAGCCAGGCCGUAGAGCAGAUAAGAAGAGGAGGACAUCGUAUACACCUGGUACUGAAGAAAGGAAACGGCUACGUCCCAGACUAUGACCAUGAUCCCAGAGCAGUCUCCCCCUCCUCCUAUCUCUACCCAGAGGUGCCGGGUGUGGCUGCAGUAGAUAAAACACGCUCUCUGCCAACGAAGAGCGGAAGGGUGGAUAGAGGAGGAGGACAGAGGGAGAGGGAGAAGAGAAGGAGGCAGAGGAAGGGAGGUAGUCUGGUGGAAAGGAGUAGCAGAGGAGGACGAGGUACUCCUGACACAGACCUGGAUUGUCCCGAGGAGGCGGAGGAGGAGGAGGAGGAGGAGGAGAGUCAGGUCAUCAGCCACAGAGGUCAGAAGUCAGAGGAUAAGGACAACGGAAAAUGUACCCAGAGUUUACCCAAGAACGUACUAAGGAACUCAGACAGACAGGAGGAGGUAGUGGAGACAGUGCCGGAGGUGAGGCACAGCAGGGUCAAACAGAGGUCAAAACAGUUGAGGAGCAGGACAACACAAAGUGAGAGGGGAGAGAGGGUAGAGGAAAUGGAGGAGCUGGACAUACACAUACUUCCCUCAGCCAGUAAAACACAGGAGAAGGUGGGAGGAGGAAGAGGGAGGAGGAAGAGGGAGGGACAAAGGGAGAAAGAGAGGGAGAGGAAGGCUGAGAUGGAGGUAAAGACAAGGGCUGCCGGACCUGUGGUGGAGGAUUCUGGGCCGGAAAAAAGGGACAGACCCCCAGAGAAAGAGAGAGAGCGAGCUCCUUUCUCCUUCCUCAUGCCACUGCAGGAUGGAGACGCUGAACUGUCUAAUGCAGAGUCAGGGGCCUCAGGAGCCUCCGGGGCCAGCUUCUCUGACCAGGUCAGUGUGUCUGCUGCCAGUGUCUCUGGAUCCACCGCCGGGGCCCCACCUGGGUGGGGAGAACCCAGAGAACUGAGAGGGGACCCAGGAAGCACCCAGUCAUGGUGUCGGGCCACCCAUGCAUCCCACAACCCGGGCCCCUGGAGAAGUACACAGUCACGGGGGCCCACCUACGCCGGCCCCGGGCCCUGGAUUAAACCCAGCCAGCAGAAACUGACUCAGGUGUUGGUGGGACACAGGCUGAGAGGAGGUCUUGACCUGUAGAUGAGAGGAAGAGAUGGACAACUGACUGUUCCUGUGGUGCUGAUUAACAGAAGGAGUGUUGUGGUCUUUCUGAUAACUUCCCCAAAAGCAGAAAUUCUGGUUGGAGGAGGAUUCCCAGAUUUCCUGCUUAUUCCCUCAUAAAUCCAGGGAUCCAACCUAUCGUGGUCCUGACUGGUUUGACUGGCAGCUCCUCCAACCUAUCAUGGUCCUGACUGGUUUGACUGGCAGCUCCUCCAACCUAUCGUGGUCCUGACUGGUUUGACUGGCAGCUCCUCCAACCUAUCGUGGUCCUGACUGGUUUGACUGGCAGCUCCUCCAACCUAUCGUGGUCCUGACUGGUUUGACUGGCAAGCUACUCCAACCUAUCGUGGUCCUGACUGGUUUGACUGGAAAACUACUCCAACCUAUCGUGGUCCUGACUGGUUUGACUGGCAAGCUACUCCAACCUAUCGUGGUCCUGACUGGUUUGACUGGAAAACUACUCCAACCUAUCGUGCAUUAGAGCCUAGGACAACAACAAGACAGGACACUCCCAUGUCCACAGCACCCCAGAUCCCUGUUAAGUCAUCUCUCGACUUGGACACUCCCCCUGUCCACAGCACCCCAAAUCCCCCAUUAAGUAAUCUCUCGACUAGGACACUCCCCCUGUCCACAGCACCCCAAAUCCCCGUUAAGUCAACUCUCGACUAGGACACUCCCCCUGUCCACAGCACCAGAAUCCCCCGUUAAGUCAUCUCUCGACUAGGACACUCCCCCUGUCCACAGCACCCCAAAUCCCCCGUUAAGCCAUCUCUCGACUAGGUCUCACCAUCCAUGCCCAUAAGUCUACCCAAUACCACUGCCUAUCUAGCUACAGUUAGUCCGCCAUCACCCUUGAUUGGUUUCAUUAGAUCUGCGUUCUAUAUCAUCACGAGUGGUAUCAUCUUCAACGUAAUCAUUGUCAUCAGAAAUGUUUUAUGAUGCAAAUGCAAGGGGCAACAACAUCAACAAUUGCAUAUAUGGAGUGUUUUAGCGCCACCUAGAGGCUGUAGUGGUGUACUGCAGAUCGAAAGAUAGCGAAGCCACAACUACAGGACAUUAUAAUAUAUUAUUUUCUUAUUUGUUUCUAUUAUAUAAUUUUAGCGUGCUAUUUUAUUUUGAUAGCAUUUACAGAGACUAAGAUAAAUGACCCGCCAGAGAAAUGAUUUGCCUCCUGCUUGCUUGCUUGGCCUGGAUUUUAAACUCUCCUUAAAGUCUUUCUGAUACAGUAUUUUAUAGUUGUUAUAGAUGUCUGGGGGACAGUAAUUAUACUGUUAUAUAAAGUUUAUAUACUGUAAGUAUAUUUACAAUUAAAUAUAAAUAUAUAUAAUGACUAGUGAUCUAUGUCUCUACAGAUCUCUACUGGUGCCUUCAUGUCUCUAGCCAAGCCGGUGUUUACUAAAUAAAGUAUUGAGUGUGCGUCUGCACCGUUUUCCUUAUAUUAUAUGCAUUCGUUUUGCAGGGACGCAGCCAUUGUCACAUAACUGAACGGAUACAUCUAUAAGCAGCAAAGACUCAAUGACUUUGAUACCAGUAAAAUACUAAAACGCGGUCGGUAAAUUGAAGAAGUGAAUCAAUGUCGUAACAAAGUGCCUCAUAGUCAAUUUUCCUUUAGAAACACUACUUUCCUUUAAAAACUACGACUAAGCCAUGCAGUAUCUAGAGUGUAUUGGUACACCUUGCAUUAUGGGUAAUGUAGUACUACAUACACUAUGCUACACAACACAGAGAUGUCCUGUCAGAACUAGCGAGGUGACCCUUGUCUACUUGUCUCUGAUGCUAAUCCAUAGCGAUGUGGCCCUUGUCUACUAGUCUCUAAUGCUAAUCCAUAGCGAUGUGGCCCUUGUCUACUAGUCUCUAAUGCUAAUCCAUAGUGAGAUGGCCCUUGUCUACUAGUCUCUAAUGCUAAUCCAUAGUGAAGUGGCCCUUGUCUACUAGUCUCUGAUGCUAAUCCAUAGCGAGGUGGCCCUUGUCUACUAGUCUCUAAUGCUAAUCAAUAGCGAGGUGGCCCUUGUCUACUAGUCUCUGAUGCUAAUCCAUAGCGAGGUGGCCCUUGUCUACUAGUCUCUGAUGCUAAUCCAUAGCGAUGUGGCCCUUGUCUACUAGUCUCUGAUGCUAAUCCAUAGCGAGGUGGCCCUUGUCUACUAGUCUCUGAUGCUAAUCCAUAGCGAGGUUGGCCCUUGUCCACUAGUCUCUAAUGCUAAUCCAUAGCGAGGUGGCCCUUGUCUAAUAGUCUCUGAUGCUAAUCAAUAGCGAUGUGGCCCUUGUCCACUAGUCUCUAAUGCUAAUCCAUAGCGAGGUGGCCCUUGUCUACUAGUCUCUGAUGCUAAUCCAUAACGAGGUGGCCCUUGUCUACUAGUCUCUGAUGCUAAUCCAUAACGAGGUGGCCCUUGUCUACUAGUCUCUGAUGCUAAUCCAUAGCGAGGUUGGCCCUUGUCCACUAGUCUCUAAUGCUAAUCCAUAGCGAGGUGGCCCUUGUCUACUAGUCUCUGAUGGUAAUCCAUAACGAGGUGGCCCUUGUCUACUAGUCUCUGAUGCUAAUCAAUAGCGAUGUGGCCCUUGUCUACUAGCCUCAAGCUAAUCCAUAGCGAGGUGGCCCAUGUCUACUAGCCUCAUGCUAAUCCAUAGCGAGGUGGCCCUUGUCUACUAGCCUCAUGCUAAUCCAUAGCGAGGUGGCCCUUUUCUACUAGUCUCUGAUGCUAAUCCAUAGCGAGGUGGCCCUUGUCUACUAGUCUCUGAUGCUAAUCCAUAGCGAGGUGGCCCUUGUCUACUAGUCUCUGAUGCUAAUCAAUAGCGAUGUGGCCCUUGUCUACUAGCCUCAUGCUAAUCAAUAGCGAUGUGGCCCUUGUCUACUAGCCUCAUGCUAAUCAAUAGCGAUGUGGCCCUUGUCUACUAGCCUCAUGCUAAUCCAUAACGAGGUGGCCCUUGUCUACUAGUCUCUGAUGCUAAUCAAUAGCGAUGUGGCCCUUGUCUACUAGCCUCAUGCUAAUCAAUAGCGAUGUGGCCCUUGUCUACUAGCCUCAUGCUAAUCAAUAGCGAUGUGGCCCUUGUCUACUAGCCUCAUGCUAAUCAAUAGCGAUGUGGCCCUUGUCUACUAGCCUCAUGCUAAUCCAUAACGAGGUGGCCCUUGUCUACUAGUCUCUGAUGCUAAUCCAUAGCGAGGUGGCCCUUGUCUACUAGUCUCUGAUGCUAAUCCAUAGCGAGGUGGCCCUUGUCUACUAGUCUCUGAUGCUAAUCCAUAGCAAUGUGGCCCUUGUCUACUAGCCUCAUGCUAAUCCAUAGCACACAGUACAAAUCAAUGUUGUAUCACUGUGAUCAUCCCCAUUUCAACUCCUCAUGUGUUUCAGUAAGUCAAACCUCCGAUAUAAGAUACAAUGAACAGACACAUAACAUCUAAGAAUCUUGUCUGCACUUCUCUCUCCUCCCCCCUCAUCCCGCCCUUCCCUCAUCCUUCAUUCCUUCCCUCCCUCCCUCCC
Messenger RNA from Oncorhynchus gorbuscha (pink salmon), 8324 nucleotides. Its product is annotated as membrane-associated guanylate kinase, WW and PDZ domain-containing protein 1-like. Lineage: Eukaryota; Metazoa; Chordata; Actinopteri; Salmoniformes; Salmonidae. Gene Ontology annotation, cellular component: cytoplasm. Gene Ontology annotation, molecular function: protein binding. Bases 481 to 4830 code for a protein of 1449 amino acids. The transcript has 17 exons. Gene Ontology annotation, biological process: signal transduction. The record is from RefSeq and is a predicted model, not a curated record.